AGCCACUAGUAUAAUUAUGCUACAAUCUUUUGUCCGCGCCUUCGUCUGCGUGAAAUGAUGAUGAUUGAUGAAAACUACCCCAUGUCCAUCCCCGGGCCUCUGCAAUUAGGCCUCAAGAGCUCUUUUACAAGUCAAUACAACAUAGUAAGAUCAUAUAGUGACAUGAAAAAUACAUAACAGCAUUUAUAAAUACAACAGCCAAUACCUGGGUAAACAUUACAUUACAUAGCUCUGUUGAUGCGUAAAUUAUAUUUUUCCAUUUCUAAUUAAUGAAUGUUUAAUCCUUUAAGCUACGAAGAUUAACAAAAACAAUCAGUUACAUGAAAUCAGUACAUACGUGGACUAAUCACUUUUAACUGAUAACUCAUGAUUCCUUAUCAUAUCAAGCUAUAUCCGACAAUACUUCGUACCUCGUACCUGUAUAAAUAAGUAAUCUAUAUCAGAUAUCGCUUCGUUGUUGGACAUUUAGUGACAGGUGAGUGUUUUGUUAUUUUUAUUGUUAGAAAAGCUUGUGGAAGAUUCGAGAAGAAGUUGCAACAAAGAUGAAGUACCUGCUAGCAUUUGCCCUCGUCGCCGUGGCCGCGGCGCUCCCCGAGCCCGCGCGCCUGCCGCAGCCCGCGCAGCCCGAAAUCGCGCCCCUUCUGGUCCCCCAACCGGUCGCGUCUCCCGUCAACUUUGUAGACGCCCCUGAAGCCGCCGCACCUGUAGAUGCUGUGAAGGUUGUCGACGCUCCUAUUGAAGCCGUCCCUGCCGACUUCACCCUCAACUUCGUUGAUGAAGCCCCAGAGAUCGCCGAAGCUCCCGUGGAAAACUUCGCCGUCAAAUUCGUUGAUAACGCUGAUGUCGACGAAGAAACUCCCUCCUACAUCCCCAUGGAUAUGCCCUUCCAGGUUAAGAUCGUGAAUAUGCCCCUCCCUAACUCAGUAGUCAUGCCUCUUGAUGGAGUCGUCGAAGUGGUCCCACAGCUUGUGAAGAUUGAAGAUGCCCCCGUGGAGAGCAAUGACUUCGCGGUUAAGUUUGUGGAUCAGGCUCCUGAGGCUCCCGCCAACAUGGCGCCCCCUAAAGGUUAUCCUAACCCUAUGUGGCGUUAAGAUUAGUUUAUUUUUAGGUUUAGGUUUAUCAGUGAAGGUAAUCUUUUUUACUCCAUCUUUUUUUACGUAAUUAAACAACAAAAACAAACUUAAAAA
This is a messenger RNA of Cydia pomonella (codling moth), 1187 nucleotides long. RefSeq lists its product as uncharacterized. The record is from RefSeq and is a predicted model, not a curated record. The transcript has 2 exons. Bases 543 to 1091 code for a protein of 182 amino acids. NCBI's taxonomy places the organism in Eukaryota, Metazoa, Arthropoda, Insecta, Lepidoptera, Tortricidae.